AUGGAGGACAAGUUGACUGUUGCAGGAAUGGGGGUUGAGAAUCGAAGAUUAAUGGGAUCAAGUGAGACCAACUUUGGUUCUUGCAUGAAACUGGCGAAGGAUCUUAACUGUCCCGGCACAGAAUUGAUUUCAGUCGAUGCAAAACAACUAAUUGCUGGAGCUUAUGCACUCUACGCCCGUGUUUAUCCGAAUGAUUUUCGUGAGCGUCAGUUGAAUUUAAUCGAGAACCCCGCUGAAAGACGGAAGGCCUCCAGAGAAAGGAGUCGUACUAGAGCGAAGAGCAUGACCAAUUUCGUUAUUGAAUUUAGUUGA
Rodentolepis nana is the source of this 312-nucleotide messenger RNA. The record is from the annotation of a GenBank genome assembly. NCBI's taxonomy places the organism in Eukaryota, Metazoa, Platyhelminthes, Cestoda, Cyclophyllidea, Hymenolepididae.